This is a messenger RNA of Ceutorhynchus assimilis (cabbage seed weevil), 5416 nucleotides long. The record is from the annotation of a GenBank genome assembly. Lineage: Eukaryota; Metazoa; Arthropoda; Insecta; Coleoptera; Curculionidae.
GCAGAUAAGCCCAAAGACACGACACAAACCGCUAAAAGAUCAAGAGAGAGUGGCCCCCCUGACACAGUGCCUUCGCUUUGGCCGAGUGGGUUUACUCAGUCAGUGUGUCGGUGUGCUAACCACGUAACCUGCUUCACCAGGAAGUCGACGGCUCAGCUGUUUUUCUUCGGAAGGACAAAAUAAGAGAACAAGAAGUAGAAUUGGUGCAGCAGGAUACGCAUGAGAAGCGUAGACAGACGAGACGGACAUGCGACCCAUAUCUGGUCUUUACUAGAUAAAUUCAGACUCUCUUACCAUCAAAAACGUCCUCAAUCAUGCCUGAAAACUGCAAGUCAAUGACCAUUAGGGACGCCAACAACAACACUUACCCGGCACCUGUCAAUAAUAACCACAGCAGAAGCAGCAACUUACCAGGUACCAAACAGAGGAGCAUUCAAGUAACUGCGAAAGUACUUUUCGGAUCUGUUCAUGCUAUUAACAGGCUCAAGGAGUCUGAGAAAGCUGCCAGGGAUAAUAAGAGAAUAUAAAUUUAGUUCCAAUCAAAAAUUUGAAAUCUGGCUGGUCUCUAUCAUUUUGAUGCUACAUAUAUUAGCCAUUGACCAGACCAUAAUCAAACCAAAUGAAACAAUAGACAAUAAAAUAAUAUAUGACGAAGGAAAUUCCUCAGCGUACUUUAAUUUUAAUAAACAGACAAAAAACGAAAGCGACUUACGUACUGGUACUGCAAAUAAAUUGUUGACCAAUAAGGUAAAGGAAAGCUACUCCGAACAUGAAGAUGCUUUAAAAGGAAAUAAGGAAGAUAAUCAACGAAGCAUCGGCAAAAAGCAACGUGGAUUUAAAAUUGAGCCAAGAGAUAUAAGUGAUGCGGUAGAGUACGGAUUAAGGGCACUGGAAGAACUGGUUCAAAUUAAAGAACCUUUGCUAUAUAAAUUAGGUUUGUCUUUGAACGAAAAUGAUCCAGCGGCAAGGGUAGCAAAUUUUGGAGCCCCCACAAAUCCCAAAGCAAUUUUACUGUCCCAAUUUGGUUUUGCAACUCUAGAAGCCAGCAAAAGGAUUGCUGAAAUUUACAACAAAGAUGUUUACCGUCAUUCUUCAGAAUCGACAUUCAACGUGCAACCUAAAGCAGACUUGGACGAAUGUCCUUUACGAGGACAGCCCAAAUGUCCGUUUUCUUCCAGACGAUUUAGGACUGCAGAUGGAACCUGCAAUAAUUUGGAAUAUCCUUGGAGAGGAUCGGCCAUGUUGCCAAUGCAAAGAUUCUUACCUCCAAUGUACCACGACGGUAUCCAAAGUAUAAGACGUUCAGUGUCCGGCGCCCCAUUGCCAUCGCCACGUAAAAUAAGUUCAGCGUUCCACAGAGACAAAAAUCAUGAAGUCCACUCUGUCACUCUAAUGUUCGCUCAAUGGGGUCAAUUUAUCGAUCACGACGUCACUUCUACUGUCCGAGCUCGAGGUUUUAACGGCUCAAUUCCUAGAUGUUGUGAGGAUGGUGGCCGGAGGGCUGUACCUCCACAAUUUUUGCAUCCAUCGUGCCUGCCAAUAGAAGUACCGAUAACCGAUCCAUUUUUGAGCCGGUUUGGUAUUGGUUGUAUGGAAUUUCUCAGAAGCGCCCCAUCAACCCGAAUCGACUGUGAACUAGGCUGGCGCGAGCAAAUUAAUCAAGUCACAUCUUAUCUUGAUGGUUCCAUGAUUUACGGAAGCGAUGUAGAUACUUCAGACUCCAUCAGAUCAUUCAGGAACGGUCAGAUAUUCUAUGGUAGACCAUCAAAUCAAGGUGCUUUAGAGCCUCCAGACCCACCAGGUGGUGAAAUUUGCACCGAAGGUGCCAUGUCAGAUGAGUGUAUUCAAUCUGGAGAUGGCCGAUUCAGUGAAACUCCCGGCUUAGUGGCAGUACAUACAGUCUUUGUCAGGUACCAUAACAAAAUUGCCAAUCUACUGACUCAAAUUAACAGACAUUGGUCAGACGAGAGAGUGUUCCAGGAGACUAGGAGGAUUGUUUAUGCAGCAAUCCAGCAUAUAACUUACAAAGAAUAUCUACCAGUAGUAUUGGGCCCAGAAGUUAUGGACCUUUUUGAACUCAGACUAUUAAAGGCUGGAUACUAUGACGAAUACGAUUCGGAAAUAUUUCCGGCAAUUGCAAAUUCUUUUAGUACUGCUGCUUUCAGAUUUGGUCACAGUAUGAUCCAAAACUCCUUCAUUAGAACUGACAGCCACCAUAUACCUUUACCAAACAAUAUUUCCCUUCACAAUGAACCUUCUAACUUUGAAAAUAUUUGGAGCAUAGGUUCGCUGGACCGAUUGCUGCUAGGAAUGUCUAACCAACUCUCUCAAAAACGUGACGAAUUUAUUGCUGAUGAAUUAACCAAUCACUUGUUUCAAUUUUCUGGUCAUUUUGGUAUGGAUUUGGCUGCUAUAAAUAUUCAACGUGGCAGAGACCAUGGUAUACCUCCAUAUACUUUUUGGCGCAAGCCUUGUGGUUUAGCUCCUCUUAAUAAUUGGCAAGAUUUAGAGCAAGUCAUGAGCGUGGCAUCAGUAAUGAGGCUUAGAAGCUUAUAUACUCACAUAGAUGAUAUUGACCUAUUCACGGCAGGUUUAGCAGAGAAGCCUUUAAGAGGAGCUGUGGUUGGUCCUACAUUUGCUUGCAUUAUUGCGCAACAAUUCUCUUAUUUACGAAAAGGUGACAGAUUCUGGUAUGAAAAUGAAGGAUUUGAAUCUUCAUUAUCACCAGCUCAGCUACAGCAAAUAAGAAAAAUUUCUUUGGCUCAAAUUUUAUGUCAAACCACUAGCGAAAUUGAAACUAUACAGCCGUUUGUGUUUCUGUCAGCCGAUGGUUUUAGAAAUGUAAGAGUUAGUUGCGAUAGCCCAGAAAUACGGAAUUUCGAUUUGAGAGUUUGGGCUGAAAACUCAUUCGAAUUCAACAGUAUAGCAUCCGACGAUAUAGAUUCAUUCGAAUCUGAACGAUCACAAAGACUGAAACGAGACACCACCAAACAAAAACCAAAAAAGACAAACACUACAGCUCAACUCAAACAAAGUGACUAUGCUACUACUAUAACAAAAAAACCGUCAGUUACACACAGUACCAAACGUACCAAAACCAAGUCAAAUUACUAUCAAAUUAUUGACAGAAACCACGAAGACGUCACGUACCUUGUAGGAAUAGUACCAGACCGAACGACCAAAGCACCUAACUUACUUGUAAACAUUAAUAUAAACUACUCACCACAAUCUACUACCAGUACUGCACCAAUCAUAAAUAGAAAAAAACAAACAAUUACAACCGAAAGACCUUACUCUGGUGACCAAGUGACUUUUAGACCAACUUUAGCCAGUUACUACAAACCAACUGAUGACGACGUAGUUGUCAUAACCAAACGACCAGUAACAUCGACCACAAGACGACCAAUAACAUCUACAACAAGACGACCAAUAACAUCUACAACAAGACGACCAACUCUAAUUAACAAAAAACAAACUACUGUGAGUUAUCCAGUGUUUGUAUAUCAUGCACCAACGACCAAAAGACCUACUUACUUUUUUGACAACAUGGAAUACGCCAGUACUAACGGACUUAAACGACCUAACAGUAAUGGACUCGGCUACAGUGACAACUUUGACAGACCAACAUCCGAGUACUUUUUCUCACAAAAUUCUAGACCUUCACAAAACUCCAACCGACCCUCACAAAGCACCUACGGACCUACUCCACUGACGGUAACAUUAUCUAGACCUAUAAACGAUUUGCAUUCUAACAGACCUUCACAAAACUUCUACAGACCUACUCAACUGUCACAAACAUCUUCUAGCUCAGAAUAUUUUAACGAGCAUUUGGAAAGCUCCAAUAGACCAUCACAAAACUUUUACAGACCUACAAAUGAUUUUGAGACAAACAGACCUUCACAAAACCAAUACAGACCAACGGUUUUCGAGGACCGUCCAUUUUCGAGCUCCUACUCGACUUUCAAACACAAACCUACUUUUGAUAAUUACUAUGACGACAGUGAAUCUGUUGUUAUUACUGGGACUAAUAUUGAUAGGGACGAUACUACUAACAAUGACGAUAUUUUGAACGAAUUCUUCCAUCGAAAUAAAGAAGAUGGUGGUACUCACAGAAAAGCUUCAAGCGAUUUGGCUUUAGCAAGCUCUACUCCCAAACCUAGUGUAGAUGACAAAUUAGACUUUACAUCUGAUUUUGUUGAAAUUUCUUCUGUAAAAAAGCAGGAAUUUUUUGCCAGGGAAGGAAUAGACGAAGCUAAGCAAAAACCUUUGAAAAAGAAAUCAAGAGAUAACUGGAAAGUUUUUAGAGCCAUAGAAGGGCCUAUGCUAGAUAUAGAAGUUCCAGAACUUAUAUCUAGUGUAACUUGCUCGAAUGAGGUCCCCAAACCAAUGACUGAAUUUUUAAUGGCAGCGGAGGGUUUCCAGACCAAUACCAAAUCUAGAUGAUUACCAACAUUUACGAACUUUUUACUACAUACUACUACUGACCUGACUUGAACCUAGAGACAGUUUUACUUAUUGACUUUUUACAACAAAAACUACAACUGCAAACACCUAAACCUACUAAAAACAUAAUUGUUAUAAACUACUACUUUUUAAUACAAAUCUACCUUACUACCGAACUAAACAUUCAUUUCACUACAAUCAUACUAAACGGUACCGACAUCUAUUUAAUUUAAAAAUUGACUCGCAUUCUAAUACAUAAAACCACAAAACAGACUACUGGAAAAGAUUCGCAUAAACUCAGGUCACUUACCAAUACUUACCUAUCUUCACUUACAUUUACUCUUUACUUACUUUAAUAAUCGACUUAGGUACAUUACCAGCUAAACCAAACUUAGAUACUUGUUAUUUACCUACUCAAACUUACCAAAACAAAUAUGAAAAAACAUAUUAUACCUACCUAACGCUAUUUAUGAAAAUACUUAUGCUUAUCCAAUUAGAGAUUCUCACUUACUUACUCACCUACUUACUCAUCUUAUUACGUUAUUACCCAAAAAAGACUUAGGUACUUUAUUACGACUUAACCAAAACUUUAUACGUACCAUUUGACAUACGUACCUACUUACUGUCUUUGAAGCACAGCCUAAUUUUUCGGUGAGCUCACUCUAAAAAUAUUUUAACAAGUUUAUGAAUAUAUUAGGAAGGACUAUUAUUUAUUUUUUUUAUCUAUUUAUUAUUAAUUUAUUUUAGUAUGUAAAUUAAUUUUUGUAUAAUUAAUAUUUAUCCAGCUAAAAUGCUGCCAAUUUGGGUGAUAUGCUACUUUAUUACAUUUUUAUUAUUAUUUGUUUUGUAGCUUACUUAUGUUAGGCAUUUAUAUAAUAUAAUAAAAUUGAAAAUCAGUAUUUGUUUUAAUUUACAAUUUUUGUUCCAAUUUGAAUACUAGGAACUAGAAACCAUAACAUAACUUCAAUUAUUG